AUGAUGAUGGAGUCUAGUAUCAACAGCGCAACAAUCUUACCACCCUACGAAGAAGAAUUCGAACCAGUUGAUAAUCUUCAUUGGUCUCCAGAAACAGCAUUUAUUUGUUUUGGAUACACCAGCUUCAAGCAUCGAGGUUACUCUAAAGAUAAGAUAUCCGUAGACGAUUAUAUUCGAUUAGCUAGUGGACUCGAUGUAACGAAUGAAUUUAAGAAACCUUGGGUAAAAAGUUUCACCAAUGGAGUAGUUAUUCCAAAGGAUGAUGAUAAACAAAAGAAAGUUUUUAGAAGUUAUCUAAAUUUUGUUAAGAGAAAAGCACCAAACAGUGAAGGAAUCAUGUAUCCUUACAACGACGGAAAAGAAUUUAACGAUUACCUUACUAUUCAAGAAGAGAAUGAAGAGUGUUAA
Messenger RNA from Lottia gigantea (owl limpet), 408 nucleotides. RefSeq lists its product as hypothetical. Bases 1 to 408 code for a protein of 135 amino acids. Lineage: Eukaryota; Metazoa; Mollusca; Gastropoda; Lottiidae. The transcript has 2 exons. The record is from RefSeq and is a predicted model, not a curated record.